Molecule: messenger RNA, 3868 nt
Organism: Lytechinus pictus (painted urchin)
Lineage: Eukaryota; Metazoa; Echinodermata; Echinoidea; Temnopleuroida; Toxopneustidae
Product: homeobox protein HMX3-like
Exons: 3
Coding region: 1-1296 (431 amino acids)
Biological process (GO): regulation of transcription by RNA polymerase II; cell differentiation
Cellular component (GO): nucleus
Molecular function (GO): DNA-binding transcription factor activity, RNA polymerase II-specific; RNA polymerase II cis-regulatory region sequence-specific DNA binding
Source: RefSeq, a predicted model, not a curated record
AUGGCGUUUACCCCAGUCCACUCCACGAAAUUCACCCCUCUUCCACACUUCUCGCCCCUCGGCCCUGCCUUCCCUCCUCUGGUAGCCGUCGGUACAUGGCAUCCCCACACCUACCGGCCUCCCACCAAGCGAGUAACGCCGUACUUCAUUUCCGAUAUAUUGGGCAUCCCACCCGACCCUUCAGCCGUGGCGGCCGCCGCAGCUUCGGCAGUGGAUAGACAUCACGCCCACUACCAUUACCAUCACUCGCAGUCGGGAGCCCUGGGUCGAUCGUCGGGCUGCCCCUGGGAUGCGACUACGCUGGCUCAGGCAGCCGAGUUUCACGCUCACUGUCGUGGACUCCGUGCCUCUUUCAAACACGCCGUCGAGAAGUCGGGUUACGAGAAGACGAAACACGACCCAGCAUCUUGUGACACUCAUUUCUUGCUUAGCCAUAAACAUUCUAAACUGGGCCUAGACGAUAAGACAAUUGACCUGAUAAACGGCGACGCAGGUGGAAAUGACAGCGACAUAUCGGACUGCAAAUCAGACACCAGCUCGAUCUCGAAACGAAAACUGCCCGGGGACGACGAUGACGACGACGAUUCCUCACCAAACGAUCCUUCUAAUAAGGAAAAGAAGAAGAAAGCGAGGACGACUUUCAGCGGGCGGCAAAUCUUUGAGCUAGAGAAGCAGUUUGAAGUGAAGAAGUAUCUAUCAGCAAGUGAGAGGGCCGAGUUAGCAUCCCUGCUGAACGUUACCGAUACACAGGUGAAAAUAUGGUUUCAAAAUCGUCGGACGAAGUGGAAGAAAACAGAGGGUAUAUCGAACGCCGAGGCCGCCGAGCACAAGAUUGGUGGACCAAAACAUAUCGAUACGAUCAGACAAAAACAGAUCGACGCUAACAAAGGAAAACUUUGCGACGAGGCUGGCCUAGUCAAGAUCGAAAAACCAGACGAGAAGGUAAACGAAUCUCUUAUCCAGCUUCCAGUCAAUGACGUCGGGGUUGAAAGAUCGGUAAGCGGGCCCACUAUCAGUACAACGGCUAAUUCUGUCAUCAUUCCCGAAACACGGUUUGAAGUCAAUGACCACGACAGAGACACUAAGAUCCUUGAACCUGUUGUGAAAGAGAGUGUUUGCAUAGAGCUUUGCCGGGCUCCUCUAGAAAGAUGUCACUUUGAAGUAGGACGGCCAUCUCCACCAGAUAUUAAAGAAGAAGUACACGAAGAAUUCUCAGAGGGCAUCCUCAAACCAGAGAACAUUUGCCAUCCUUUGGACAGACCUAUAGAAACUGAUAAUUGUCAUUCAGAAACAUGAAUUGUUUCCACCUAGGGGAAAAUAGUCCUCUCAUUCUAAUGUGUAUAUUUUGAUUUUAAACUUACACUGGAUGUAUAUUUACUGCAGUAUGGUAUCAUUGUAUGGAAUAAUGCAUCUCUUUGUCUAAAAUACUGUUCGAGGAAAGAAAGAACCUACAGCUGUAGAAGUUCUUGUCUUGAUUUGUUUACUUUAGCUUGUGAGCGAUUUCUUUAUAAAAAGAUUAUCAUGUACACAGUUUUGGUACUCUAUAUAGUGUAGUAAUUAUUAGAGAAGUGGUUAAUUUUGAUAAAGUCGUCGGGACUCCAUAAAUUUUGUGUUCAAAUCGUCUAUACAUUCUAUAUCUUGCCUCAUCUUUGUUUAGAGUCCCAAGCAAACAAGAACAAAAUCAUAUAUUAUCACAAUCAAAUAAAUUAUGUAGGAGAAACGUUUCAGAUUAUUUACAUUCGUAAUUUUAUGCUUCUCACGACAGCUCACCAUCGGUCGGUUAUGUCAAUUUUUUUCUGAAACAAUUUACUCACGGAGGGCAAAAUGUUGUUUAUUGUACAAGUUAUGGUAGUAAUUUUCCGUUAUGCUGCACUACCUGACUGACUACGAAAGACUUUUAUACUAAUUCAAUGAAAAACAAAAAAAAAAUCUGAUAUGGAAAAACAUACCAACGGGGCAAGGGGGGGGGGGGGGGGGGGUCACGAAGAUGUUCGAUCCCAUGGAGAUAGAUGAUAACUUUCUUGCUAUCAACUUGUUUUAUUAAAUCUUUGGGAUUAAUUUUCCGACUCGACAAACAGGAAUGUUACCACUAAUCUUGAAUCAUCAACCCAACGCCUUGUCUAAGUCUAGUUGUGCAUGUAUUGUUACACGAGAUGCUAUAGAGAAUAUACCUAAUAUUCCAGAUAAUAUAUCGGUAACUAACACCACGACCUGCUUUGAGUACAAAUCCUGAAGCAGAAUACUGAAUAGCAGAACUUGUAAGAAUUAAAGAAUUAUAACUGCUGCAUGACUCUAGAUGACAUGAAAUAAACUUUCCAAGUAUUUUCAUCUUCACAGUAUCAUUACCUAACCUGCUAAAUAAACAUCUUUGGUCAUUAAAAUGGUAUCCAUAAGUCAUAACAGUUGCAAUGAAAUUAACUUAAUGGUGUUUUCAGUAUCACUUCCUUUUAUAAAACAUGAAAAACUUUCAUUUCAUUGUAGCAAAUUAGAAUACUCAUUCCAUGUUUCUUCCAAUGUUCAUAUUUUUGUUGUCUUCUCAAGUAUCCAGUGGCUAGAAGAAAUUGAGAUAGAAAGUGUUUUCAAAUAAUUCGAUUAAUAUUCCACAUCGGUUUAAAAAGAAGAGUAGCAGUGAUAACACGCCCUUGAAACCGAAGAAUAGUUGUGAAUAACAAUAACGUCUGCUAAACUGACGUGAAAUAUCUGAAUUCAAUUUAUGACUCUUUUUAGUUCAUUUUAUUUAUGGUGAUUUCUGCUGAUUGCAUGCAUUUCUCCUCAUCCAAACUCUGAGUAUAAAUGGGUUUCUUACAAAGCAAAGCUUUCAGACACGUGUUGUCAAAUCCAAUCCAUCAAAUCAAUUAAUAAUUAUUUACUUAAUCUCGUCCAGCCCUUUACAUUAUCUUUCCCGCCUUUGAAUCGUCUGCACAUCUAUUCAGACCUUAAAUCCUCCCAACGUGUUAAAAUCAUUCGAUUGUUACAGCAGAGAUCGAGGUACUGUGUAUAUAUAUAUUUUUUUUACAUUAGCUUUGCCGAGCAAACAUGGACGUCUGAAAAGUCUAUUUGUCGUCAGUAUAUUUCUUCAUUGACACAGUUUAAGAGAGUAUAAUGAAAGGCGUUACAUGAGGAGAUAAUUACUCUUAAAUUAAUUCAACAGAAUCUGGUAUCAUUGGUGAGUAUAGACGCUUAAAGAGGCAUUUAAGUGGCAGUUUUCAUUGGUUACAUUUUAUGUUUACUCGACAUUUUUAAAUGGCGACACAAGACCAGCAAAUGCUGUCCAAAAUAGUAAGCUUGGACUGGUGUGACAAACUGGUCCAAAUGUCCUUGUUGAUAUCGAUCUCUUGACCCCCCCCCCAAAAAAAAAAGUAAGAAGUAGCAGUUAGAUCGUAAUGAAUAUUUCUAGGAAGUUCAUUACAAAAAUCACUUCAAAAUUCUACUUAAGGGGACUUUUUUAUCAAUCGUACAAAUGAAAUGCUAUACAUACUCGAUAAAAUUAUUGUGACGAUCAAUAUGGAGAACAAAAUUAUGUAGGCAAUAAUAAUUAUAUGAAUUAAUUGAUAAUAUUUUUUCCAAUACCCUGGUUUUCGAGGUCCGUGUAAUUGAUUUUAAGUAAAGGGCUGACAAAAUGUAACCCUUAUCAUGUUUAUCUGCUACUGUUAAUGACAGAAGGAUUUCAGUUUUUCAAAAUCAGUAUUGUACUGAUGACGUAAUAAAUGUCAUUUUGCUUAAUUGAUUGCAAAAUACUGAAGUUGUUUUCGAUCUUAAUGCAAACUCCUUGUAUAAAUGAAAUGAAUUACCAUUAAAGAAAAAGGUUAUUUGUAAAGAUUAUGAUAAAUUUAUAAAUAUAUAUAGUCCACUUUAAGUGGAUCACUUA